ACCGUUGGCGGAAGAAUGGCCUCCAAUAGGUAGCAGAGAUGCAGAGUGUGACCGAAUUGCUGCGGGUUUCAACAAGGUCAUGGAUAUGUACGUGGCGAAACAUUUUUUGGUGCCAGUGAAUCUCGAACUGUACCCUACCUAUGCCUCCCGUUGUCAAGUACCCGAUGGAUCUGUCUACAAUCAAAGCAAGACUAGAAAGCCGUUUCUAUCGACGAGUGUCUGCGGUUCAGUAUGAUGUGCGUCGUAUAUACAUCAACGCAUUUAAAUUCAAUCUACCGACGUCAGACAUUGUUCGAAAUUCCUCAGUCGUUUCGGACUUGUGUCUUGAGAUAAUCCGAAACAGGGAUUCUAAUGACGUCAAAGCCCUAUACCAACAGGUUUUGGAAAAAUACAGAAUCCGAGAUGAAAAAGAAGAAAAAGCUGCAGGACAAAUCAGAAACGCCGAAAAGGGUAAAGCGAUGGAUCUUCAAAGACCAAAAAAAAAUAAACCUGCUACUUUAGCCACGACUGCUGCUCCCUGCUGGAAGCAGCAGUGUACGGAUGUAUUGGAAAUCAUGGAGCAGUCCAAAGAUGCAGAAUUAUUCAGCGAGCUAUCUAGAGUUCAAGAUGAACCAGAUUAUCUUCAGGUGAUGGACUACCCUAUGGAUUUGGAGACGGUGCACGAAGAACUUAGGCUUAACAACUACGCAACGCCAAUGGAGUUCGCAAGAGAUGUCCGUGUUAUAUUCAAAAAUUCCAAAAACUAUUUUACCAAUAAAAGAUCGCGCAGUUGGUGCAUGACCCAUCGAUUGUCAGCCGUGUUUGAAAAACACAUUUGCAAAAUUCUUGCUUCUGUUAAGCAGCCGGACGAGUCAUCAGACCGAUCCGUCAGCUCAAGUUCGAAAGACAACUCGAAAAAGGAUAAAUCAUUGACAUCUUCAGCUUCAACCAAUGAAUCUGUUCAAGAAGUUGGAAAUACUAGAGAAAGCAACCUAAUUGUUUCUCAGCACACCAAUGAAGAACGGGUUAUCGUCGAGGCGAGCUCCUCUACUCAGCUGGAAGAUGCAACUGAACAAAUCCCCGUCUGCAAUACAUCGGUCAUUGACGGCGCAAAUGACGUCACUGAACUCGAAAAAGAAAUUCCCGUCACGAAUUUUGAAACAGGUAAUCUCGUAGAAAGGAAGACACCAUUGAUGAGUCAGAAAGAACAGCUGGAUAUCGAUAUUGAAAAUGGAUACCGUAAUCUGGAGACGAUCAAAGUUGAUAUACAAAAAGAUACCCUACAGUUGUCGCAACAACAGGAACAAAUCAAUGCAUACUAUGCCACUUUGUUGGAACACGAUGAAGAGAGAGACGGGUCGGAUGCCAAAACCCCCAAAGUAUCCAAGUUGACGUCAUUGUCAGCGCUUAGAGAAAAGAUCAACGGCCAAUUGACGAAUUGUACGAAGCAAAAGUUAACUCAAGAACUUGCAUGGAGAGAGCAUCAAGCAACUGCGUUAAAACUCGAACUUCAAUUGAAUUUGCUGGACCCGUGUGAAAAUGCCCUAGAAUUCAGAACAGUUGAAAAAAUGCUGGCUGAGAAAAGAAAUCACGAAACUCAGUCGGAAGGUGAAUUAAAUUUAAUCAAAGGGGAAAUCUUGGCCUUAGAAGAGGAGCAAAGAGAUGUGGAUCGCCAAAUAACGGGUUUGAAAGCCAUGCAUGAUAAAUUGACUGAAAUGGAAGCUAUGAAGACAGCGAUACAACUUCAAAUACUCAACAAAAAAUCAAGGGAAAAUGAUCUGAUAGAAGACCUCAGUAAACGCAUAAAUGCAUGGAAGACGCUUGAAAUGAAGUUAAUUCAGAUCCUUUAUGAAGAAGCCGUUGGUGACAUAGAGAAGAUUGCGAAAGAAAAGUUCAAUAAGUUGACCGAGCUUGUAGAAGGUUCUCCCAAACGAUAGAUCUUAAAUGGACUCUUUGUCGCGUAGUCCAAGUGUAUUUCUAAUCCACGUCAGCCAGUCUUCCAUUUUCAGCCGGUAACAGUUUUUGCUCUGACUAAUUGAUAAUUAUCAAUUCAGAAUUCACUUUUGUUCGUUUUCUGAAGGUAUUUGCUUGCCUUUAUCUACUUCUUGCAAAAAAAGUAUCGUUUAAUUAACGGGACUAACACAUACGUUUCUCUUCUGUUUGAAAAGGUAUGUAACCAAAAUGAUUUGAAAAAUGAAAUCCAUGUAUUGAUACGCAACUAAUAUGCAUGAAGUUUUAAAAAAUUGUAGAAAUUUUGCGUAUCUCUUGCACUACUAACAGAUACAGAAUAUAGACAGAAUAGGAAGAGAA
Daphnia carinata is the source of this 2289-nucleotide messenger RNA. RefSeq names its product PH-interacting protein-like. The transcript has 4 exons. The record is from RefSeq and is a predicted model, not a curated record. NCBI's taxonomy places the organism in Eukaryota, Metazoa, Arthropoda, Branchiopoda, Diplostraca, Daphniidae. Gene Ontology annotation, biological process: regulation of cell shape; cytoskeleton organization; regulation of transcription by RNA polymerase II. Bases 141 to 1916 code for a protein of 591 amino acids. Gene Ontology annotation, cellular component: nucleus. Gene Ontology annotation, molecular function: protein binding.